UAUUAAAUUUCAAAUAUUGCAACUUACUAAAAUAUGGCGGAUUCAUGUCAACAUUGAGGUUGCUAUAAGGAGUUUUAAAAGAGAGAAUUCGUUUAUUUAAACAGUGAUUUUAAAUUAUAGAAUUAAUUAAUUUAAAAAGAAAAUGGCAGGAAGAAGACGUGGAGGAGCGGCUAAACGUGGGAUUCAAACUAAUCCCAUGUCUCAACUUGGUUUAAUGGAUUUACCUGACCUUUCUGAUAUUUCAAAUAUCGGAAUUGAUGAUGAAGGUAGUGAUGGAAGUGAAGGUGAAGAAGGUUUAGAAGAUGAAUUAAUGGCACUGUUAUCAGGGAAAUCUCAACCAAGAGUACCUAAAAGGAAAAAACCACCCCCUGCGGCGCUGGUAGACAUUGACAAAAUAGCUGCCGAAUGCAUGAAGGACAUUGACAGUGUGGACGAAGAUGAUGAAAAUGCCUCGGGAGACGACGAAUUAAUGGCGGAACUCGAAGCAAUUUUACCGGACUCUGCUGCUCCAGAAAAAGAAAGUUUACCUCCAUCCCCACCAAAAUCAUCUCCAAAUUCUGUACUUGCUACUUUGGAUGAAAGACUAAAUCAAUAUAAAUUAGCUGAAAGUGCUGCUAAAUCUUUAGGGGAUAAUUUAAAGGCAAAAAGAUAUGGAAGAGGAAUAAAGACUUUGGAAGGUUUAAUUAAAUCUGCAAAAGCUGGCCGUGCUGUAAAUGAAGAAGAAAUUCCUCCACAAGUAGCCAUACCUAAGAAAAAAGAACCAGGUAAAAGUGAUGAUAUUUUUGUUUUAGUAAUAUAGUUAUUCAGCAUAUGG
This is a messenger RNA of Centruroides sculpturatus (bark scorpion), 814 nucleotides long. Its product is annotated as coiled-coil and C2 domain-containing protein 1-like. Bases 143 to 799 code for a protein of 218 amino acids. Gene Ontology annotation, biological process: regulation of transcription by RNA polymerase II. The transcript has 5 exons. Gene Ontology annotation, molecular function: RNA polymerase II cis-regulatory region sequence-specific DNA binding; DNA-binding transcription repressor activity, RNA polymerase II-specific. The record is from RefSeq and is a predicted model, not a curated record. Gene Ontology annotation, cellular component: nucleus. NCBI's taxonomy places the organism in Eukaryota, Metazoa, Arthropoda, Arachnida, Scorpiones, Buthidae.